GCUGGAGCACUCGUGGACGUUUUGGUUCGAUAACCCUAGCGGUAAGAACAAGCAGCAGCAGUGGGGAAGCUCAUUGCGGCCGGUCUACACCGUGAGCACUGUCGAGGAUUUCUGGUGUCUCUACAAUAAUCUCGUGCAGCCGGGUCGAUUGAUCAGUGGGGCGGACUUUCACUGCUUCAAGGAGGGAAUCAAGCCCGAGUGGGAAGAUCCGAGGUGUGCGAAUGGGGGGAAAUGGACUGCUGCUCCACCGCGAGGUAGCAAGCAAGCGCUGGAUCAGUUCUGGCUAAACACUCUGCUCGCUUUGAUCGGUGAGCAAUUCGAUGAGGCUGAUGAGAUCUGUGGCGUGGUGGUGAGCGUGAGGCCGAGAGGAGAUAAGCUCUCCUUAUGGACCAAGACGGCUAACAACGAAGCCGCUCAGAUGAGCAUUGGAAGGCAAUGGAAGGAAUUUCUCGAGUACCAGGACAGGAUCAACUUCAUGUUUCACGAGGAUGCAAAGCGUGGUGAUUCGAAGGCGAGAAAUCGCUACUCUGUAUGAUAACCUUCUAAGCUCAAUUUUGCUGGAUCGCAUUUUAAAAGGAUGGAUGUUUCAAUGGCUUUUUGUAACCGUGUUACAAAAUAAAGCUAUAAGGGGAAAAGGAAGAUUCUCUCGUUCUAGUGGUUUAGGGUUUAUAUUUAUUCUCUCAAUGGCGUCGAGCCAGGGAUGGCGCCUGUCUCUGGCGGCCAAGCGCGCGAAGAAGAGGACGCGGUGCUUGGAUCAAGAUUGCUGCCGCCACAGUAAUCUCCGCUGCGAGCACUGGCGCGAGCUCAAGAGCUACGCCGUGGAGCUCUGUUCUUGCGAUUCCUCCCAGGGCGAUCGCGUCCAGACCCUCAAAUCUCUCGCGGCGCUGCUCCUCUGCCUCGCCGCCGCGGACGAUCCGGCCAAUGCAGAUGGAGAUUACGCGCUAUCGGUGGCCGUGGGCGAGGCAAUGGUGACCAUCGCUCACGACGACGUGGUCCGGCUCUACAAAGUCUUGUUCCAGGAGCUUGCGAAGAUUAGCAGCUAUUUGCUCACGAACUUCUGGUAUGUCCCGGAGAUGGUAUCUUGUUCCAGUGAGGCGGCGCUCCACUUCGAGGCGCUUGCUCAAACGCUGUGCUGCUGCAUCCGGAUCAUUCCCAUCGUGGAUAUGUUCAACACCAGCAUGAGCCACACUGCCGCAUCGACUGUCCACGAUAUGCUCCACCAUCUUUGCUCGCCGUCGAAGUUCUUCCCUCUUGGCUCGCCUUACACCGUGAAAGAACAUCAAGACGUCGUCUUGAGGAGCGCCCUGCUAGAAGUGUUCUUGGAUGAGAUCUUACUCCACCGGGCUCUGACAUUCCCAGAAGGCGAAGAGUUCUCUUACCGUGCGUCGAUCGAAGCUGCAUUCGCGCAUAUGUUACACUUUCAGUUUCUGCAAGACCGACCGUUCCAACAGUCCAAGCUUAGUCUUCCUGCGGGUGUUCUUCUGCUCGACAUGUCCACUAACAACCAAGUUCCUAGCAACUUACUGACGCACAUCAUAUCGCUCGUGACCGGAGCAUUGGUCCCAGGUGACUUGGGUACGAGUUGCGACGCUGGGAGCUUCGCUGCGAUCCAGGCCCAGAAUUAUAUUCCACACUUUCAGCUGGACGACGAGUUGCCGCAUGGAGUAGCUAUUGGAUUGGCAUCUUCGGUGGUAGAAACAGCAAUGGGGUUACUGUCAAAGUAUUACUCAGCGUUUGCAGCACGGGACAGAGAUGGUUUCGAGAGGGGGACACAAGCACUAAGUUAUGUUGGGGGAUAUAACAGUGACCAAGGCGAGUAUUCCUCUACGUUGGCUGCUCUACUCCGAGCGAUGGCUUGUGCAAUAAAUCGGCUUGUUAGAGAGGUCUGUACUAUCAAGUGCCAGGACAGGGAUGGGGAGUUGAUUGGUGUUCGGGACCUUGCCAUUCAAAGAACUUUCGAGACGGUUGCUACUGCCAUCAGGUUUAAUAUGCCUUCCACAAAGUUUAUGCACGCUAUUGGCUGUUUCAAUCUGAACAUGGUCGAGGCUUUGACAUCAGAAAACGCAAGAGGAACCAUAGGAUGGACGCUUGUUAUAUUUGCUCACAUAUUUUCCUACGAGUCACUGAGGGGACUGGAUGAAGCUGUGGCCGUCGAAUACGUUCGCGUUUUGGACUCUCUCCUGGCCUUGUUACUACUCGAGAGUAGACCCGAUAACGGCGUCAUGGACGAUGAGGUGCCCGCUUCUACAAACUUUUUCCUGCGUGAGAUGAUUAAGUCGCUUCAUCAAACAGCCUGGGACAUGUGUUCCCGUAAGAAGUCCGCGACGAAGCUCUUGUCGUUUAUAUCAAAAGUCACUCCAAUUGGUAGGAAGGAUUUGCCAACAAUUGAAGAUGUCGACUGGCUGUCGCCUGGCAUCAGCUUCGACAACGGGAAGGAUUUGCCAACUAUUGAAACUGUGACACCUGACAUGAGCGUACAUGAAACAAUCCAAGAGGUCGUUCAAGAGGUCGUCCAAGAGGUUGUGCAAGAGGUCAUCGUGGAGGAAGCAUCAGAUUCGACGACUCCUUUGAAACCCAGGCCAUCGACAUUGAUCAUAGCCAAGCGGUUCAAGCUAAAGAAGCUCCGCGUGGAACAACUUACUGAUACACCUGUGGAGAGUACAAGCGCACCAGACACACCUGUGGAGAGCAAAACGAAGAAAAGGAGAAGACGUGGCGCAGGAAUGAAGAACUGGAGUGCAGAAGCGUGCAUUAGUAAGAGAACGCGUAGCGCCACCAAGAGCAAGAGCAAGAGCCCCGCGGCAACAGUCAGCAGCAGCAACAAGAACCGCCACGUUGAGAAUCCUUUCGUCGCAGAGAUGCUGACCAGGGAGACGUACGAAGAGUCUUUCGCCGAUUUGAACGAUUUCAUCGUCUGCAAGAAGGGCCGCAACUACACGAGGUUCCUCAACGCCCGGAUCAAAUACAGGCGCAAAAGCCACACUCGAAUGAUUUGGAAGCGGCGGGACGAAAGGCAAAGCCUGAUGAAGCUGCUCGACCUGUGCGGCGAAAGGCCGUGAGCAUCAAACAGGUUCUUUUCUUUUCUUUUCCUCUCAACUCAAAACAAGUCUUUCUCAAUCUUUCUUUUCAGCUCCAGAUGUACACUCUUCUCCCAAAACUAGCUGGUACCUGUGAACUGCUUAACUCUAUCGACAACGCCGCGAACAGCACUCCUGGUCGCGUCCAUCCAACUUCCUCCGCCUCCACUGGUGUUCUUUCCUCUCCCGGGAGUGGCCGCAUCCUUGUCAACCUCGGUGUCCUCCAUGACAAAGGUAUCGGCCCGCAUCUCCUCGCCUAUAGGAUCACUAGCGGCUGCCUCUGACGUCUUGGGCGCCCCUGUUACAGCAUUGGCACCGUCUCGAUCGCUCGCAAAGUUCCUGAAGCUCCACCUCCUGGAAGCUCGCAAGGAAGUAAAACUAGUCUUUCCCAUCAUCGCCAAGUGUGACCCUGCCUCCCUAGUGAAGAUCACGCGAACAAGAGUGCCACUUGGAGAGCUAUGUGGCAGCACCAGGUAGAGCGAGAGAGGUAUUUCUUUAAAUGCAGCAAGGUUGGCCGUCGUGGAACUCGUAAGAUGGUAUGACACAGCUCGUCGCAAGAUUGCUCCAGUGAGCUUCGUAAGAAUCGAAGUUGAGGCCUGUAGGACGGAUUAGAUUGGAUGGAGGUUUUUGGUUGUAACUUUUGAGUGAUUCGAUUGACGGAUAUCUCUCACUCA
Selaginella moellendorffii is the source of this 3751-nucleotide messenger RNA. RefSeq lists its product as uncharacterized. The coding region runs from base 489 to 3059 and encodes 856 amino acids. The record is from RefSeq and is a predicted model, not a curated record. Lineage: Eukaryota; Viridiplantae; Streptophyta; Lycopodiopsida; Selaginellales; Selaginellaceae. The transcript is spliced from 10 exons.